UACCACACAAUUGAACCCACGUUCCGUACCUCCUUAUGCGUGCACGUAAAGACGAACGCCAGAUAGAGCCCAAGGUGCUCGAGCGUUUGAAAGACGCGUGGGAAAGCUUCCAGCCGACCAGAAGACCCAAAAUAUCCGAAAAGACCUCCGCUGUGUUCAAACCGAUUAGCAGGGCCGUGAGACGCUCGCUCACGUCAACGCAAGACAGGGAAGCGCAGCAGAUAUACAGUAGACAAGCAAAGGCGAGAGCGGAGAAGGAGAAGGAGAAGGAGGAAACUACGAAGCCCAAUACGGUCGAAGAAGCAACACGAAAUACCAAGGGAAGGAGAAAACGCCGAGGAGAAGGUCAACGAUAACUCAGAAACUAGUGUCAAGGGGGAUGAGCAAUCGUCUUGAUUCUGUCUCGGCUCACUUGAUUUGAGAUGGAUUCCGCUGCGUCGGGAGCAGUUGAUCCGAAAAAGGCAUGCCGAGAACUGUUUAACAUGUACCAAGAAUCAUUCAACCAGAUGAUGGAAAACCUCAAGAAAUGCCAUGGAGAAGCGGCGCCAAAUGAAGAGACCACGAUAGCAGCUCAAGCGGUGACGGAGACAGCAGGCACCAAUGCGGGCAGUUCCAUUGUCCAGGAAGCGGAAGCGGACGAGGAGGCGGAAAAAACGGAGUUCAUGAAGAAGCUUGAAAUGCCCUCGGCUCUACUAAACCUGCCAAAAGAGAUUGCAGACGAACGCUUGAAGCAGCUUUGCUUCACAAGAGAUGGGCCCAAGAUCCCAAGAGACGUUCCUCGAGCCGCAGACAGCAACGACCGGUACCAAAUCCCCCUCAUAAAUCUUUGCGAGCUGCAGAGACUGAGUCUCUACGCCAUGCGCCAAGAGCUCACUGCAAAAGCUAUCAAAAUCAAAGAGGACGAGUCCUUGAGUGGCGAGGAAGCAGGGUCUAUCAAAACUCUAAUCUCAGAGUAUUGUAAUGCUCUGAGGGACUUUGACUACAUGAGGGAGAAGGACAGCGAUGCUGACCGCGAUCCUUUCUACCUGACCUACGCUCGGUGGUGUGACUGGUCCGUCAUGAAGCCCAAGAUCGCCAGCCUUUACAAGGGCGAUCCCCUAUACAUGCUCCAAGUCCCGCGCGAUACCUCUGACCCGGAGAUGGUAGGUGAUGCCCGCGGCUGGGCCAAAAAGAGGGAAGAUAGACGCGGGUUCAUCAUGCGGCUUUGGUUCGGGUUAGGAGGAGGAUUGGCAUCCAUUGCUCCGAUGCUCAUUGUGAUUCAGCAUCGGGACAGGAAUACGGCUCUUGUGACCGCUUCGGUUGGGAUGUUGCUUUUCGCAAUGUUUAUGGCGUACUAUCAUGAGAGGGAUGCGAGUCCGUUUGCGUUGGUGGGAGCUACGGCUGCGUAUGCUGCUGUGUUGGUUGUUUUGGUGAGUACGGCAUUGUGAGAUUUGAUCUAUAUAUUCUUCUACCUUAAUGAUUCGUGAAGACUCCUCUUUGGGUUUUGCUUCGUGGCGUGACGAAGGUAUGGUUGGAAGCGUAAGCGAGAAGAAAGGAGAGAAAAUUCUCUUCCGAAAAGG
Messenger RNA from Mollisia scopiformis, 1559 nucleotides. RefSeq lists its product as uncharacterized. The record is from RefSeq and is a predicted model, not a curated record. Lineage: Eukaryota; Fungi; Ascomycota; Leotiomycetes; Helotiales; Mollisiaceae. Bases 423 to 1427 code for a protein of 334 amino acids. The transcript is spliced from 2 exons.